Molecule: messenger RNA, 642 nt
Organism: Pecten maximus
Lineage: Eukaryota; Metazoa; Mollusca; Bivalvia; Pectinida; Pectinidae
Product: receptor-type tyrosine-protein phosphatase epsilon-like
Exons: 7
Coding region: 1-642 (213 amino acids)
Biological process (GO): protein dephosphorylation
Molecular function (GO): protein tyrosine phosphatase activity
Source: RefSeq, a predicted model, not a curated record
AUGCUUCAUCGCCGUGUAGAUCCAGACGGGCUACCCGAGACCUCCGCCAAUGUGUAUGUAAACACUGAGCAGGUGGCCAGACAAUCCGGCGUUGGUGAUAGAGUCUGCUAUAAUUCCGGUCCUGUUGGGUUUCCUGUCUCCACCCUCAAAUCUCUUGUCAAGACAAAACUGCAAAAUAAGGCGAAGGCUUUCGAGAACGAAUACAAGUCUAUACCGUCUGGAGAUUUACACGAACAUAAAGUUGGAAUGUUACAACAAAACAAAGCAAAGAACAGAUUUAAAACCACGUUUCCCUAUGACCAUUCCCGUGUGAUCCUUGAUACCAUUGGAAAAGAUCAACACUCCGAUUACAUCAAUGCCAACUACAUCGACAGUGUUACAAAAACUGCGAAAUACGUAGCAACACAAGGACCGAGGCCCGGUACUGUUAAUGAUUUCUGGCGGAUGAUAUGGCAGCUGCAGACCGGCAAAAUUGUCAUGUUGACAAAUCUUAUAGAAGGCGGAAGGCCGAAGUGCGACAAGUAUUGGCCAGACGAGGGAGAACCUUUGACAACGGCAAAUUUCAGCAUCACUAUGGACAGAGAAAGGUCGUAUGCCUUCUACGUCAUCCGGGACCUUACAGUUACAGAAAAGAAGGUAUAA